Molecule: messenger RNA, 612 nt
Organism: Geodia barretti
Lineage: Eukaryota; Metazoa; Porifera; Demospongiae; Tetractinellida; Geodiidae
Source: the annotation of a GenBank genome assembly
UUGCUUGACGAGCGCAAGGAAAACCCUGGUGAUGACUUCAUAUCGGUGCUCGCCAGCGGCGAGAAGAAUGGCGUCUUCACCCGUGCGCACACGCUGUCCAACACGGCCCUGCUGCUGAUCGCCGGUCACGAGACCACCAUCAACCUGAUCUGCAACGGGACCAAGUCUUUCAUGAACAACCGGGACCAGUGGGACCUGUUCCGGCAGGACACCGAGGGCAUGAUGGUUCGCGCCUGCGAGGAGGCGCUACGCUAUGAUCCCCCCGUCCUGACCCUGCCCCGCCUGGCCAGUGAAGACGUGGAACUCCGCGGCAAGCACAUCAAGGAGAAGGACCGCGUCCGCUGGGUCAUCCCGUCGGCCAACCGGGACCCCAACAAGUUUGACCAGGCCGACCAAAUGGACAUCACCCGCUGGCCCAACCCGCACGUUGCGUUUGGCGCCGGCGUACACCACUGCCUCGGAUCCACCAUCGCCCGCGUGGAAGGCCAGGAGGUCUUCCGGGCCCUGGCCGACCGCUACCCCAACAUGGAGAUGGUGCCGCACGAGUCCGAGUACCGUCCCACCAUGGCCCUCCGCUCCAUGAUGGAACUGCCGAUGAACUUCAACGUAUAG